This is a messenger RNA of Brugia malayi, 480 nucleotides long. Its product is annotated as zgc:101038 protein, putative. Gene Ontology annotation, cellular component: post-mRNA release spliceosomal complex; U2-type spliceosomal complex. The transcript has 3 exons. The record is from RefSeq and is a predicted model, not a curated record. Lineage: Eukaryota; Metazoa; Nematoda; Chromadorea; Rhabditida; Onchocercidae. Bases 1 to 480 code for a protein of 159 amino acids.
AUGGUAGAUGGAAUUGUUGAAGAGCAAGAAAUAGAUGACAUAGAUAUAGUUGAGACGAGUAUUAGCUUAGAAAAAGAAGCAAAUGAAAGGAAACGACGGCUUAGAGAAAUGCGUGAUGGAUCAGAGUCUGGACUAUCAGAUAAAUCGUUAAAGCUUACAUUUCGAAGUUAUGAGCCACAAAGUAAUUUGGGUGAUAAACGUGAUGAUGUGGAUUUAUUUGCUGUCGAGAAGGAGAUUGCUGAUCAGUUAGCAGAUACCCAAGAUACUAGAGCUGUGGAACAAAUUGAUAUUACGACGUUGGCACCACGAAAGAUUGACUGGGAUCUGAAACGUGAUAUUGCGGAAAAAUUGGAAAAAUUAGAAAGACGAACAGAACGUGCGAUGGCCCAGUUAAUUCGUGAACGGCUGAAAGCUGGUAAGACCGAAUUAGUUGAUGCUGUUAAUUCGGGUGCUUACAGUGAAUUGCAACCUGAUGACUGA